Molecule: messenger RNA, 682 nt
Organism: Syngnathoides biaculeatus (alligator pipefish)
Lineage: Eukaryota; Metazoa; Chordata; Actinopteri; Syngnathiformes; Syngnathidae
Gene: ucn1
Product: urotensin 1
Cellular component (GO): extracellular region
Molecular function (GO): hormone activity
Source: RefSeq, a predicted model, not a curated record
AUGAAGUGUUGGUCGUCGCUGCUCCUGUCGUCGCUCGUCCUGGACGGUUCUUCCUCCCUUCCCGGCUGCCGCGGACCCCUGCGCACCCCCCAGCCUGCCCGGACGGCGGCCACAGACGCGGACCUCGCCGCCGCCCGUCUCCUCAGCUUCCGCGUCCCGGAACUCUUCCUCGGUGCCACCCCGGAAGAUGAUGACGACGACGACGACGACGGUGGCGAUGAUGUCGAAGGCUACGACGACGCGCCGAAGUUCGAGAUGCGCAGAGAGCCCGCGCCGCUCUCCAUCGACCUGACCUUUCACCUCCUGAGAAACAUGAUCCACAACGCGCGCACGGAGGAGCACCGGAUGCGCGCGGAGCUCAACCGGAAGAUGCUCGACGACGUCGGAAAGUGAAGAAAGGAAAAAAAAAUGGUGAAACCGCCGGGAGUCGAUGACGUCGUUCGGGCUUUUAUUCACGCAACCGCUACAUUAAAUUAGUGUAAAUAGAAUCGUUUCAGUGAUGAUGAUGAUGAUGACAUAUUCCAGGAGAGGCGGGACCUUGACUUUUAGGACGCUGGCGCUCACGUGGCGGAUGACGUCAGUCUCGACUUUGUCUCACCUGCAAGUUUCUUCAUCAGUUUUUAGUUGCUUGUCAUCACAUCAGCACAAGAAGAUUAAAAAAAAUAAAUUUCCGUCAAUGUUG